AUGGGCAGCGGUGCGUCUGCCCACGUCUACCGGCGCCGGCUCCUGCUCAAACAGCACAACGACGACCCGAAUGUCUUGAACACCGAGCGUCUCGCACUGGCAUUGAGGCGAUGCGCAUCGGACCAACGGGGCGCGAUCCCGCUGGCCGAGAUCGCGACGAUGCUGGCCCACGAGUAUGGGCUACGCAUUGCCGUCGACGAUCUCCUCGGUAGCUUGCAGCACUUCGGCUUGAAGGGCAUUUGCAUCACCGACACGGCGCCGCUUCUGGCCUUUCUGGCACCCCGGGACGUUGCACCGCCAGCGACGCCGACCAUCUGGGUCGCAUGCAAGCUCGGACAACUUGAUGUCGUCAAGUCCCGGCUACAGGAUGGCGUCAGUGCGUGGAGCGAGCGCGACACCUUCGACAACCUUCCGAUCUACUAUGCCAGUCUUUGUGGCCACAAGGACGUUGUCGAGCUCCUCUUAUCGUGCUACUCCGCUCAUCGCAACGACGUGACGCGAAGUGAAGCCGAUCGGCUCCGGUGA
Saprolegnia parasitica CBS 223.65 is the source of this 525-nucleotide messenger RNA. RefSeq lists its product as hypothetical. The transcript is spliced from 4 exons. Bases 1 to 525 code for a protein of 174 amino acids. Gene Ontology annotation, molecular function: protein binding. The record is from RefSeq and is a predicted model, not a curated record. NCBI's taxonomy places the organism in Eukaryota, Oomycota, Saprolegniomycetes, Saprolegniales, Saprolegniaceae.